This is a messenger RNA of Trichomonas vaginalis G3, 252 nucleotides long. Its product is annotated as cyclin-dependent kinase inhibitor 2C-related family. Gene Ontology annotation, cellular component: cytoplasm; nucleus. Gene Ontology annotation, molecular function: protein binding. The transcript has a single exon. The coding region runs from base 1 to 252 and encodes 83 amino acids. The record is from RefSeq and is a predicted model, not a curated record. NCBI's taxonomy places the organism in Eukaryota, Parabasalia, Trichomonadida, Trichomonadidae.
AUGAUCGAUCUUCUUCUUUCACAUGGCGCAAAUAUCAGUGAAAAUGAUGGAUAUAGAUUAAUUCUCAUUCAUUGUGCAGCAUGGUAUAAUUCUAAAGAAAUAGCCGAGCUACUUAUAUCACACGACGCUAAUAUCAAUGAAAAAGAUGAAGAUGGAGAAACAGCUCUUCAUAAGGCAACAUAUUGUAAUAAUAUAGAAAUAACUGAGCUUCUUAUUUUACAUAUUGCAAAAAUCAAAGAAAAAGAUAAAUAA